UGCUGAAUUAGAUUUUUUUUUAUCAGUAAAAGGUGAGUAAAAGUAAAAGGGCAUUCCACAGCUGAUUCCUCACAUUACUACAAGUCCCAUAAUUCUCCCUAAUGGCCUCAUCACUGACAACUCUGCCUGUAUAUGAGCUCAGCUCGGACUCAGCUAGCCUAGUUAGCUCUACCAUGGACAGAGGACUUCAAAGUAUGACAAUCUCCUACUUGUGUACAGUCUUAUCUGAACUCAGCGGCGCUGCGCUCUUUUACAGCCGCGCAAUGAUGAAGUGAACAGUGGAGUGGAGUCGGAAUGGGGUUUGGACUUGUUUUAUCGGUGUGAAUAUUAACCCCACUUUUCGGCUGAUAUGGAACAGCCACAGGAACAGCCUCAGGAACUCUCCUCUGCCUGCAACCUGCCCAGUGUUUUUGACCUGACGAGGAAUGGCGAAGAGUGUCUGUUGAAAGCCGGUUCUAUAGAGUCCUUGCAUGUCGUCCAGCCUCCAAGCUGGUAUGUGAGUUCUGGGACAAGUAAUGCGAUGGUGCUCCCAGUGGAUGAUUCCCUCCCCCAGCCACAGCCCAACUGUGACCAGAUUCAACCGGACAAUGCGUUUUCGAACACAACUGUCACACUCUCUUAUGUGAGCAGGUCUCAUGUCUUUUCUGGUCAAAACCCACUCUCAGAGCAUUCCCAGAUUUACGGGGUUCCACUUGGCAAGACAUUCUCUCUGCACCCUGCUGCCUACGAUGCUGGCCAGUUGGUCACUGAUGCAGGAGCCGCUCCACUCUGUGUGGAGUUGGACCAGCAUUGCCUCCAGCCGAUCUCUGUGCCAGUUGGAUUAGCAGCCUGUGCCAACUCGUUUGAGUUUGUCACUCCAGCGCAGGUUGUUGAGAAUGUUGCAGGGCUCUGUUAUCUCCAGCAGGCUCAUGACCUCAGUGGCAUACAAGAUGUUGAAAGCCUUACUUUGGAAACCCUUAGGUCUUUGCAGCAGAACAACCCUAAUGAGUGCAAGAUUCCUCUCAGCCUGGACGAUAUGCAGAAUGGCACCAUUGGCACUCUGUGGGAUGCAGGAGCUUUUGAUGGGAGCUUCCCAGCUGGACACAUUGCAAAUGCAGAGGAUCAACAACGGAACGGAAAUCCUGAGGUACUGUUCCUGAUCUCCAGAUCAGAGGAGCCAGUUGUGGUACAAAACAGCCAGGCACCUGCAAGCCUUGCUAUGGCUGUAAACCAAGACUUUAUAAGCAGACCGGAGGAUCCUGUGUCAGCCCCUGUUGCCCCACUGGAUGAGGCAAAGGAUGCAUUCUCUCUGCCACAGACUGCAGGAUCACCAAGUGAGGAAAAUGUGAAGUCAUUUAGUGAAACUGAUAACACUAGGCAAGGUGAAUUAAGUAAGGCAGAAUCUGAUCUGACCACAAACCUGGAAGAAACAGGUUUAUCAUCCGUCAAUGAGGUUGCAUUACAAAUCGACACCAGAACUAGCAGUCACUGUCAGCUGACUGGGAAUACUGCUGACAUAUGCAAGCCUGAACAGACGGAACAGAGCAGUGAUUUAUCUGAAGUAAAGGAAGAUGAGGCAGAAGAACUGGCGCCAACAAAUAGGAAUACUGAUUCGAGCUGUGGUGUGCUUGCCAAAAAAGACACUUUUAUAAAAAAAGAACUUCCCCCACGGAGUAGACGAGGUAAGAGAUUAGAGGCCAUUGUUCAGAAUAUCUGCCCUAUCAGGUUCAGAUCAAGUCAUGUUCUUUCUACUAAAAAGCUGCAGCAUUUAAACACUCGGGUGGAUGAGACUACUCACCCGGGUCUUGAACAAGAUGUGCCAUUUGACAACAGUAGCCAGGUUUUUGUGGAGGAGGAGUACACUGAAGAGGCGGCGACUAAACCUAAAAAAAAAACAGCACAAUUACAGGAGAAAGAAGAAGAAACAGGUGUCACUGAUUUGAACAGUUCUGAAAGCCAAAUAUCUACCUCAUGUUCUGAAAGUGUUUCAAAACAUUCACUUGACCAUAGGUCUCCAGGGACGUUACACAAACCAGUCAAAUGUGGAAAGAAAUCAAAGAAAAGGCAAAGAGUUUCUAAGAAGUCUCCUGUGAGGGUAAGAAAGCGAGCUGCACCGCCUACACCGAAGACUCCUACAAAAAGCCCUUCGAAGCAGAAAACAUUACGCACAAGUAGCAAAGGUUCACCAAGAGCAAAGAAAGUUCAUACACCCAAAAGAAAAAGGAAAAAGCACAAAGGUGGCCAGAGUUCCAUUUUCUCUCCAGAGGAGCCUGAGAUAAAGCUCAAGUAUGCAAACUAUAAAGAGGAUAAAAGGGAAAAGAGAGACAAGAUCUUCUCACCUUUCGUUCGCAUGAAACUGAAGCCGUAUUCUACCUGCACGGUCAUCAACUACCCGGAGGAGAGCGAGAGGGGAAAGCUAAAGGUGCCCUCCAAGUUUACAUCUGGGGCAGUACCUACAUCGCCUUGUCUCCAAUACAGCCGCAUCUCUAUGGAGGCAGCUCAGCGGGGUGCUUUGGUCUGCUGCCUGUGUGGAGGCUCUGCCAAUGCUAUGGACUUGGGGGACUUGCAUGGGCCUUACUAUCCUGAGGGUUUCAAACCAGUGUCAAAAACACCAGCUAAUGCACAGGAGCAGAGAGAAGAAGACUCCAGUGACUCGGACUCCUCUCACCUUGUCAAUGGCAAUGCGUGUGUGGUUCAGUCACAGACUAGUUGGACUCGUAAUGGUCACCACAAACUCCGUCAGGCAGCUGCUAUAGGGACCUAUCAGGCGUGGUCCAGUGAAGGUGAUCUUUCCUGCAGCCCUGCACCUAAGAGGUCCAGGACAGACUCUGUAACGGACUGGUAUAGCCCUCCCAUAGUGCCACUAGAGGCCAAUGAGUAUUGGCUUCACGAGGACUGCGGCAUGUGGUCAGCAGGUGUCUUUUUUGUGCGAGGGAAGCUCUAUGGACUUGAGAAAGCCAUUAAGGUUGCACAGGAGACGGUUUGCUCGUCUUGUCUGAAAACAGGAGCCUCUUUGGGGUGCUUUUUCAAAGGCUGCCCUAACAAAUAUCACUACAGAUGUGCAAUGCAUUCAGGCUGUGUUCUUAAUGAGGAAAACUUUUCAAUGAAGUGCAGAAAACACAAGAACAAAUCCUUAAAAGGUGUUUCAAAUAAUGAACAGAGCAGCAGGUGACCGAGGACGCGACCCUACACAAGAACCGGAAUCAUCUCUUUGCGCUGGCGUCUACACUCUCUGAACUCUGUGGACAACUUUAAACGGACACAAAAUGAAAUGCAGACACCCAUAUACCUUAAUGCUUUCUCCAACUCUUGCACUAAUUCCUCUUUCAAUCCUUCUCCACACCAACAGAGGCUCUGGAGACUACAGUUCACUGCAGUUAUUUGCGAGGUGAAGGAUUCUAGAAUCCUGCAGAAAACAAAGCCUAGUUUCAGCCUAAAGCAAUUCUUAGUGACACUGCGAUCUUUCUACUCCAGAGCUUGACUUGCUCUUUGUCUUUGGGCAAAAUUGGCUGUUAUAAAUAAAUGGGAUACAGUGUGAAGCAUCUGAAUUAUAUGCACAUUCAUAGGGCUUAAAGAAUCUGACAAAUCUCCUAAACCAUUGGCGCAGCACAAAGUCAACUGCCUAACAAUGUUUUGAUUACACGUAGUUAGUUUGUAGCACAUUUGUCCUGAAUUUAUUUAUUGUAUUUGGGGUAAAUUAAAAUGGAAGCCUCUCAGUUCUCAGAACUGUGAGUAAUCUGUGUACAUGUUAAUUUAAAAAGUAAAUUAAUUCUCAAGACUCUGCUCUUCUCCUAAUGGAUUUUAUAAUAGGCUUUGCAAAAUGCCCUCUUAAUUAAAUGCAAGAAAUCACAUUCAGUAGAUUUAUAGGCAACACAACAGUCUAUGUACAUUUGUAUUUCAUUUUCCACAUCAGCUUAGCAGCGGCGGUUGCCCUGUAAAUUAACUGGUUGAUGAGCAGUUCUUGCAGAAGCUUCUGGACCAUUUUCUGUGCAUUGGUGUUUCUUUGCCUAGAUUCAUUAUUAUAGCCUUUCUUGUAUAUUUGUAAGUUAAUUUGUGAAUAUGGAGUAAUUAUUCUUAGCGAAACUCUAAACUGGGUGGGGGGAUAAUUUUCAAAAGCACUUUGAAAGGCAUCUCCUAUAUAAAAGCAUUUAAUUAUUGAGUCUAUAGGGUUUUUGUAUUUUCUUAUGUAGUUCUACUCUCCCUAUAGGACUUGACCUCAGCCCUCCCUGAAAUUAAACAGAAGAAUACAGUGAUAGCUACAUCAUCACAUAGUAUUGUAGUCAUUUUGGUACUAUGCAGACCUGAUCACUUGUAUGCAGUAUGUCUGUCCUAAAAAAUGAGUUCUAUGUAUUGUUGGAAGAUACAUAGGUCCUUCAGAUCCUACAACCGGUGCCGAACUGUUUCAUAAUCGGAUUACUUGCUUGUUGUUUUACCAGCAUUCAUUUGUUCAUCAUGGGACUUAAGCAAUUCAGUUGAAGUCAAUCCUACAUUGAAUGUAGGGCACUUUGCCUUUAAUUAAAAAUUAUUUUAUUUUCUUAGAAAUGUAAAAAUAUGUAAUUCCAUAUCAUUCACUUCCUAAACAGCUUUUCAGUUCAUGUCUGUGUAAUAUAAAUGUAUUUUAAAGGAUUUGAAUUGGAAAAUUCUUUUUAGGGAAGCAAGUAUAACUUAGAACAAUACUCAGAAGGCCGCCAGCAGAUAAUGUGGAGGAGUAUUGCCAUUUACAGUUGAGUUGUGAAGCUUAACUAUAAGGCUAGAGAUAUAUUUACUCUUUGGCUAUGCAUUCAUGUAAUCGGCUGCAUUGUGAACAAAAUGCCUUAAAUGUGCUUUAGGCAAGGACAUGAAUUCUUACAGAUGCACAGACUGGGUUUUGUGCAUUAUUAUAUAAAAAAAUAUGCCACAUUUUUACGUAAUGUAAUGCAAAUGCAAGCUGCAUUCUGAUUAUUGCCUCAAGAGGCACUACAGCAACAGUCACAUUGUUUUGUCCAGUCAACUUUCAUGAUGCUGUUAUCUGUUCAAUAACAAAUCCCGUGAGUACUGAGUGUUUUAACUGACACAGUAACGUAACACGUUAUAUUUGUAGAGCGUAGGCGUUGUAGGAGUUUGCAUACUUAAGUUGAGCAUGUUUAUGUCAUGAUUGUUCAAAUAUUUGCCACUGGAUGCUACUGGCUAAUGACACAAAGCACAAAGGCAAGUACUUAAACAGUUACAUUAUUCAUGUAACCUGCUGUCUAUGAAAAAGCAUACCCAAUAAGCAAAUAUAUCUCUAUCCUAAAGCAUUACAUUCACAUUUUCAACUUAGUUUAUUUUCUUCUCUUUCCCUCUCACGUGUUACUGCCUUGCCAAGACUAAUCAAAAGUUAAAGACCUGCCUUGUUUGGAGUUCAUUUUUGUUAAUGGUGACAUGCAAAUGUUACUUUACUGAAGGACAAAACCCUUCUCAUGUGUUUUCUUUCCUAAAGUUACUAUAAAAAGUGUCCAUAGGGUUGGUCAGAAGCUUUGACGCUGGCUUCUUUAACCUGUUCCUGUUGCUUGCUGAUGUAGUUUGUGUUAGGAUGGGAAACCGUACACUGUUAAAGAUGUUCUAAAUGGCUGUCUGUCUUGCUGUGUUCAUACUCUGUGCCAUAUUCUCCUAUUGUAAUUCUACACUUUUUGCUGCAGAUUUUAAUUGAUUUCAUUAUCCAUUUCUGUCAGAUUCACAAUAAGUCAUUGAGCUUUAUAUCACCACACAACUGACAUACUGACAAUGUACCAAAAAAUGUGCUCUUCUGUUGUGACCUUUUUCUUUCUUUAUUCAUGUGUUGUGUUUUUUCUCAAGACUUGUUCUCAGGGUCGAGCCUCAAUUCCUUUGUCAUCUUUUUACUCCCAGAUUUAUUUAUCCAUGACUGACAACUCGAACUUAUUAUUUGCUGAAUAAUAAAUUGGCUUCUUUUAUUUUCUCUAA
Astyanax mexicanus (Mexican tetra) is the source of this 5919-nucleotide messenger RNA. RefSeq lists its product as uncharacterized. The transcript has 6 exons. The record is from RefSeq and is a predicted model, not a curated record. Bases 350 to 3151 code for a protein of 933 amino acids. Gene Ontology annotation, biological process: regulation of transcription by RNA polymerase II. Gene Ontology annotation, cellular component: nucleus. Lineage: Eukaryota; Metazoa; Chordata; Actinopteri; Characiformes; Acestrorhamphidae.